This is a messenger RNA of Cryptotermes secundus, 3382 nucleotides long. Its product is annotated as importin subunit alpha-6. Gene Ontology annotation, cellular component: nucleoplasm; cytoplasm; nucleus. NCBI's taxonomy places the organism in Eukaryota, Metazoa, Arthropoda, Insecta, Blattodea, Kalotermitidae. The record is from RefSeq and is a predicted model, not a curated record. Gene Ontology annotation, molecular function: nuclear import signal receptor activity; protein binding. Gene Ontology annotation, biological process: NLS-bearing protein import into nucleus.
ACUUCUGAGUAAGGCCACUCGCCUUUCUAUGACUCGAAAUGCUGUAUGGGCUUUGUCGAAUCUGUGUCGUGGGAAGAAUCCACCACCCGAGUUUCCAAAAGUAUGUCCAUGCUUGCCUGUUCUCUCUCGCCUGCUGUUCCAUGCAGAUGCUGAUGUCUUGGCUGAUGCAUGCUGGGCACUUUCAUACCUGUCUGAUGGACCAAACGAUAAGAUUCAAGCUGUCAUUGAUGCAGGGGUUUGUAGGCGAUUGGUUGAACUUCUCAUGCACAACCAACCAAAUGUUGUAUCAGCAGCUCUGAGGGCUGUGGGCAACAUAGUAACUGGAGAUGAUGUGCAGACUCAGGUUAUUCUCAAUUGUUCAGCACUGCCUUGUCUGCUGCAUCUCUUAGCUUCACCCAAGGAAUCUAUUAGAAAAGAAGCUUGCUGGACAAUAUCUAAUAUUACAGCCGGAAACAGACAGCAGAUUCAGGUCUGGACAAGAUAGAAUUCCUGCAGUCACAUGAGAAUAUGGAAAUAUACCAGAAAGCAUUUGACAUCAUUGAGCAUUAUUUUGGAAGCGAGGAGGAAGAUUCUCAUGUGGCUCCAUCAGUAGAUCAGGAUGCACAGCAAUACCAGUUCAAUGCAGACCAGAGUGUUCCUAUGGGAGGAUUCCAGUUCUGAAUAGGCUGCCCAGCGUCUGGCCGCUUUAUGCCUAUGGGCUAGUCGCUGCUUACGUAGGAGAUCAAUUUGUCUGAGAAAAGACAAAAAGUACCCCUCAAGAAGAGGAAGUAUAAAGAAAUAUAUAUUAUCAGUAAUAAGAGAAAACUAAAAAAUGUUUGUAUAUAGAAUGGUCAAGAGGUUAUGAAAUGGUUACAGAUGUGCUUUUGUUUAAAGGUGACAACGUGAGUGCCGAAGAUAAAAACACAUAGGAUUCAAUAAAUUUGUCAUGCAUAAAAACACCAAAAUAAGUAAGAUGUGCUUGAAAUGAAAUUAAAAUUGUUCUUUCAGGUUUGUGAACUUAUAAACCAUAUCAAGAACUACAGUAAUGAAGCUUUCUGAAAAUACUAAUGCAGAUACACAAGAUAGGUAGAUAUACAGUCUCCUGUAAAAUAUAUGAUGGUGUUUAGUUUUCUCUUAUUUACAAACAGAACCUUGAUUAGGAAAAGUUUGCCUAUGCGGUUCAGUGUUUUAUGCAGUGUGAAUAAUUGUGAUCUUGCUUUAAGCAGGUUAAAGAAAUGUUCACUGAUUGUAAUUAGAAAACCAAGCAGACCUGUGAAUAAUUUCAUGAUGAUUUGGUUUGUUAUCAGUUUCCCUCCUCCUGUGUUUAAUCUGAGAUCUUGGAAGUGCUUGAUAACUUGCAUAAGAAGAAAGUUAUAACAUAGGUCAUCGGUUUAGAAACAAACAGUAACCAAACAUUUUAAGUUAAAAUCAGGUUUGAAUUCCUGUUUUCCACUCUUGAUAGAGUGGCUGUGAUUAGUGCUGUGUCUUGUCAUUGUACAUGAGAACUUUAGAAUGAUUAUCGAUACAGGGAGAUACCAAGGCAAUGACUUAUACUCUUGAUGUAGAAAAAAAUUCAUUUCUUUAUGAAGCCCUGCUAAGAAAGAAGACAGUAGGGUUAUUGGUGUGAACCUGUCCAGUUUAAACACUCUGGAAUGUUUAGAUUGUUUCCAAAUAAGAUCUGAUAGAAUUUAUAGAAUUUGAUAAAUGUGAUUUUCCUUUGAUUUGCCCAAAAUCAUAUCAUGUUAUGAUAACAUUUCUUUAAAGAAAAUCAAGAGUUGAAUCAAAUUAUUCUUCUAUCUAUACUGACUAGUGCAGGAUUCAUAGUGUUCCUUUGUUAAAUAUAUUUUUAUUCUUCUUGCUAGCUUCAGUCCCUUAAAAAUCGAGCACACUAUUGGUAUCAUGUCUUUUCCAUGAAAUAGUUUACAUUAUUUUUUUUUAACUACAAUACCCUGCUUAAUAGUUUACCACUGUGGAUCUUAAUCCUCAUCUCCCACUCAGAGGCCUGUGUUAGAUUGUAAUUUAAUUUUGACAUGGGUAACAAAACUUGAUAUUCUUGACUUCCAUUUCUGUUAUGUUAUUCAAAUGAUUUGUAAUACAGUUCAUUUAUGCAAUAUAAUAGACAAAUACAGUUUUUCUUACUACAACUUUCAGGUUAAGCAUAUGCAGGCAUAUGCUUCCAGAUGCUUUUUAUACACAGAUCUGCCACAGGCCUCUCCCUUUCCCUUGUACCUUAAACUCUAUGACAAAAAGAAAAGUGUAGGACUUUCUUGUGUGACCAAGACCUUGACUGUGCUGGAGCACAUACCAAAUUGAAGGCAUGUGGCAAAGCAAUGUCUCAUGCAACUUACUUGCAGGGGAUUUUGACGUGUUUGCUGCAGUUUAAGAGAAGGUAGCCAGAUAUUUACUAGUAAGGAGGUACUCAUAGGUGAGUACAGUAAUGAUUCAUUACAGUAAUUCACUGAAUGAAGAUUGAGUGAAUAUGCAAAAGCAAUAUGAAACCAAAACAAUUCUCCAUUUAACAUCUAGAGAUUUUUUAUUUGUACAUUAUUUUGAUACCACUUGGUGCUCUUAAGACUUCUUCUCUUUGUAUAUAGGAUACUUUGAAAUAUGAGAAGUUAAUCCAUCUUGUAAAGGUAAUUAGUGCAGAAGAAACAUUAUAUUUAUUACAUGGAUUUGACUGAUUUGAGGCUCAUUAUGUUUUGGAUUUUUAGUUCCCAACUUAUUAAUGGACCUCUCAGAUCCAGCGCUGAAGGAUCUUGAAGCUGUUGUGAAAAGGUAUUUUGCUAAUCUCAACUCUGACACAACAAUCAGACUAGAAUAAUCUGAAUCAAGACUGUUUCUCCUCUUACUUCUGUGACUGAAGACAAAGUGAAUAUACGGUAUUACUUAAUUACAUAUUGUAUGCAGUAUGUUUAAAAGUGGUACAUUAUCAAGAAGUUAUUGUGAAACUGGUUUUUUGUAACUUUUAAUAAAUUAAUCUGUGAUAUGUCUUAAUGUUUGGAAGUUUUCAUCAUCCCAAGAUGAAAACAGUGGAAUAUUCUUUGCCUCAAACAUACUGUCUACAAAUGGCCAGAAAUUGAAGGUAAUGUUAAUGAAAAUUUCAAUCCUAAUUUUUUGUAGUGAAGAAACAAAAUAGUGUUGUUUCUGAAAUUACACUCUUGUGGGAGUGUAAAUUACUGAAUUCAGUAAUUGCCUUUGAAAACAAAACUAGUCAAGUCAUCACCUCAUUAUAUAAAAGGAAUAAGAAUUUUAAUAAUAAUAUUUCUUGAGAUGUUGCUAGUGGUUUGUACUCCCAUAAAAUCUUCAUUAAAAUUAAAAUGAUAAGAAGAAAAUGGUAAAUCAAGAGAGCAAAUGUGUACACAGACAGUAAAUAUAUUGCUUCAAAUAAAGUGAAAAUGAAGUU